UGCAGUGUUAAAAAAAAACAAAAAACCCUCAGACUGUAGUUGUUCAUUGUACACUGUAGGUGUUUUCAUGUGCACGUGUGAAGGACAGACUUGUGUGUGUGCUCAUGUUGGCUGUGGUGUAAUGCGAAAGCCAAUAGUCCAUUAAUACACACACAUUUUGUCUCCACUCAACAGGACCACAGCAAGGCACCACGAGAGAGGAACCUGUCUUCAGCAAAUGAGGAGAAGACGAGGAUUACACACCGGACGAAAGUGCACUGAUCACAAGGUCACAUUUGAGUAAGAGCCAUGAGGAAGUGCAGCCUUUGGACAUUUCUUCCUGUUAUGUUUUCAUUCUUCACAGCAGCAGGCUUAUGGGUUGUCUAUUUUAUAGCAGUGGAGGAUGACAAAAUCACACCACUAAGCUCUGAAUAUAAGAGAUCAGUUUCAAAGUCUCCUCCAUAUAUAAGCAUUGCAGGUGAUGCUCCACCUGCCAGCUGUGUUUUUAGCCAAGUCAUGAACAUGGCAGCCUUUGUGGGCUUCAUCCUCGGGGUCCUCAGAUACUUGCAACUGAAGCCAAGAGUGCGCAAACCCUGGCUCAACAUCAUCAGUUUGGUAGCUCUGUCCCUGGCCUGCUUUGGUAUGACCUUGGUUGGGAACUUCCAGCUGUCAAAUGACGAGGAGCUCCACAAUAUUGGCACAUCCAUGACCUUUGGCCUAGGCACACUGUUUUGUUGGGUCCAGUCAUUCAUGACUCUGAAGGUCAACUUGAGGAACGAAGGCAAACAAGCUGGCAUACCCCGCUUUGUUUUGUCUGGAGCAGUCACUUUCUGCAUGCUGCUUUAUUUUGCGCUAAUGGCCCAGCGUCUGCACAUGCAUGCCGCACGGGCACAGUGGGCACUGGUCAUGUUCUUCUUGGUAUUCCUGGGCACAUUUGCUAUCGAGUUCCGUCACUAUCACUUCGAGAUUGUGUGCACUGAUGACCAGGAGCCUCCAAUGAGCCUGUCAGAGAGCUUCUCUGAGGUUUCAGAGUACCAAUCAGACCAGCUAUAGGACUCUACAGCAGAAUUACUACAACUUCCAUUGUUUAUUAUCUUCAAUAAUAAUGCAUGUCUGUUGAAUGUAAUCUCUAUGGAGUGAUCUGUGAAGGAGUAGGUUUCUUUCUCAUAGGUAGAUUACAACACCAAAAAAAAGAGAAGCGUAAACAGACGUCACGUCUGAGCAAGAGCAAGUUUUUGUAUUGCAGAUGCCAUUAAGUGUUUUACAUGGAAAAUGCUUGUAUAGAUACUGUAGGUACAUAUUAUUAGAUAUGUGACUAGACAACAUUUGUAUUACUUGGAAAGGACACUAGAUCAACUAAAAGAGCAUAAGUACUGUAUAAAUGGAAAAGUAGGCCCAUGUCUGUAACUUAUGUAUACAGUUUUAAACAGUAGUUCUUUGCACAUUUUAUAUCAAGAUCAAAAUAAAAAAAGUAAUAAAUGAAA
Molecule: messenger RNA, 1463 nt
Organism: Ictalurus furcatus (blue catfish)
Lineage: Eukaryota; Metazoa; Chordata; Actinopteri; Siluriformes; Ictaluridae
Gene: tmem150c
Product: transmembrane protein 150C
Exons: 8
Coding region: 289-1032 (247 amino acids)
Source: RefSeq, a predicted model, not a curated record